CGAGAACGAAUGUUCUGGAGGAUCGUAGUAUUCCACAUUGAAGGAGAGGCCAAUUUCCAGAGCUUGGUUUCUCAACCAGGCAAUGCAGCUGUCUACAAUAAUUACGGUCAACAUGCGAAGCAAUGUUAUAUCCAAGCGAAGGACCAGGAUGAGACUGGCAACUGGGAAAAACUCACAUUACUCAAAACUUCUGUCUCAAGUUCCUCUCAAAUAGAGAAUCCUGGGUUAUUCAUGUGCAUGCGAUUUGCCAUCGUUCAGAUGUUCGAUGUUGCGAUUGGUCCGAUUGUCUCAUAGUUUAUUUUGGUUUAAAUACCAAAACUAAUUCUGAAAUUGUUUACAAUGACAAUUGUAUUACUUAAGUUAACCUUGAACCUUAAUGGUUUGGAUUCAUAAGAAUCUUGAACGAAAUAUCAAAUGAAAAAUUGAUACGGCUGAUAUAGACAUUCUAUCUAACGUAGGUAUAAAAUAUGAGACUAGCCUGGUUACUGGAAAAAGUGACCCGUUUCUUCUUCGACAUGUCGAUUCUUUUGCGACGAAAUUUGACCUACUUGACAUCCACCUUUUGGAAACGUGCCAUAGCACCACCCCUACCUAAGCCUGAGACUGAAAUCCUCCUAAGCGACAGAAACAACACAGAUUAUUUAAUUAUCAAUAUGGAAGGAACGCUAGAGAAUGUGCAACAAAGUACGACAGAGGAAAUUACAGUAGCGGAUGUUGGGGAUGACAUGAGUACCUUAUUGAAACGAGGGUUCUGUUCUACGGCUUCGACUUCAUCCGACUCGCCAUUUCCUCAUCCAAGACAUCCAAAACGACCAAAACUAACGUUUGACGAAAGAAAAGAAAAGCGACUUCGGGCAAAAGAAAAACGACAGGCAAAGAAUAAAAUGGGCGAAAUGGGCAUUGAAACAAUGGACAAUGCAGGACGCCACAGCUCAGGUCAUGAUGGUUUCAGACCUAAUUAUUUUGUGGCGUUUAGGGUUUCAAACUCAGAGAUUUGGGAAAACAUUCAAAAACUCCAAGAACGUAUUUUGAACAGAUCUGUGACUUCAUUAGUGACCUGCAAGUCUGGUCAAAUUUUUAAAGAAACGCUUAUUCCAGUACAAAAACUGCAUUUUACUUUGCAUGUAAUGGAUCUUCAAACUGCAGGCCACAUUUCAACGGUUACAGAAGUCCUUAAAUCGCUCGUUCAUCGUGUUCAAGAGAAUUUUAUCAGAGAUCCAUUACAUAUUCCUAUUACGGGCAUUGGACAUUUUAGAAAUUCGGUUCUCUUUGCAAAAAUUCAUGGGGAUCAGCACAUUCGUGAAGUUGAAAAAUUAUCAAUUCUUAUCAAACAAGAACUGGAAUGUGCCGGAUUUAAAGGCGACUCCAAAUCUUUCAAGCCACACAUGACUAUUGCCAAAAUGUCAAAGGCAAAGAAAUUAUAUAAAAAGAAAGUACGAUCAUUCCCGAUUGAAUUAUGGCGUGAUGAUGAGCACACUCAUUUUGGUCAUCAACGAGUAGAAGGGGUAGAACUUCUGUCCAUGGUGGAAACGGACCCUAUCACAAAGUAUUAUAAAUGUGUCGCCCAGUUCAAAUUUCAGGAAAAUUCGCCCAGUCCUGCCAUCGCACAUGGCAAUCCAAGCACGACCAAACCACCAGAGUGAAAAUUUCCUCCAAAUCCACAAAUACAUAAUACUCAAAAAAUAUUAAAAUGUUAUAUAUUAGAGUGCAAAAUCACGAUUGCUUGACUUUUAGUGCCUAGUUACCCUUAACGGUUGCGACAAAUGGUCGAGUUACAAAUAAAAUAAUUAUUUUUAAAAUAGUUGGUGUAAAAGUCCCUUACAAAUACACCAACUACUUUGACCUUUAAUAACUUUUGAACGGGCAGACAUAGAGACUUAAUUCUUAAAGAUGAAAUCAUCGUAAUUUUUAGCUUGAUUUUUUAAGCUAAAAAUCUCGAGGGUACUAUUUCGAAGAUUGAACUUGAAAUCUCCAGUGUGCAGCCUUUACGAGCCCGAGUCAAGCUCCCUGUUAUCGGUCAAACCGACCAUUUUGCAAAUGCAUUUUAUUAAUGCACUUUACGCCUGUUUUUGUCAAAUAUACAAUGUGUAUUAUGCACGUGCAUACAUAUUAUGCAUUGGUGAAAAUUUUACCUAAAUUUAGGGUUUUAGCCCGAAUCAGGGCUUAUGUACCCGUUAUAUCCGUCUGUCCGUCUUGCGUCUUGUUAUGUCGUAAAACUAAUCGUAACAAUAUGAAUUUCAAUAGGAAAAUUUUCCGAGUUUAUUAAGUUCGUGUUUUGUAAUGGUUUAUAUACCAAAAAUAAAUCACAAAAUUAUAUGCACAUCGUUCAUUACGAGUCCUGCUCUCAGAAUAAUGCCAUCUUACAAGGCUCUGCAAAAUUGUUGCCUUUUUAGCCUAAGUCAGUUCUUAUGGAACCAUCAUGUCCUUCCGGAACACGAUAGCCAAAAUGGCUGAACCGAUUUAGCUGAAAUUUUCAGAACGGGUGAGACCGUAGGGCUUGAUCCAUACAGAUUUUUCAAAAAUGUCACUCCACAAGUUUAAAUGCAUUUGGUACAUUACAAUUUCAUGGAAAAUGGUUGGUUUGACCGACAACCACAGAGUCUGACUCGGGCUCACUGGAGAUUUCAAGUUUAAUUUUCGAAAUAGUACUCUCGAGAUUUUUAGCUUAAAAAAUCAAUCAAAAAAUUACGAUGAUUUCAUCCUCAAGAAUUAAGUCUCUAUGUCUGCCGAUUCAAAAGUUAUUAAAACGUAUUCAAACGUUACCUAGAUACUUAAAGUCAAGCAAUCGUGGUGCAAAAUAUUAAUCUAUAUAAUUAAUUCUGGAAAAUUAAAUAAACGCAUAAUUUAGAUAGAUAUAACA
Messenger RNA from Folsomia candida, 2860 nucleotides. RefSeq names its product A-kinase anchor protein 7. NCBI's taxonomy places the organism in Eukaryota, Metazoa, Arthropoda, Collembola, Entomobryomorpha, Isotomidae. The record is from RefSeq and is a predicted model, not a curated record. Bases 468 to 1643 code for a protein of 391 amino acids. Gene Ontology annotation, molecular function: protein kinase A regulatory subunit binding. Gene Ontology annotation, cellular component: cytosol. The transcript is spliced from 8 exons.